AUGGGCUCAGUCGAACAACCUAAUUUUUCCGCGCCACCCACGGUCGCCUCAGCCAGAGGCCUUCUGUUGGAUUUCGAUGGAACAAUCAUCGACAGCACAUCAGCCAUCAUCAAGCACUGGCACAAGCAGGGCGAGAUCAUGGGGGUCGAUCCCAACAUUAUCCUCGCUAGUUCGCACGGCCGGAGAAGCAUCGACGUAUUCAAGAUGUACGACCCUUCCAAGGCAAAUUGGGAUUAUAUAAUCCAUCAAGAGAGCCUCAUUCCCAAGGAAUUCGGCCAAGAUGCGGUCGAAAUCCCUGGCGCCCGCAAAUUUUUGGCAAGCCUUGACGACGUCAACGUACCUUGGGCGGUCGUCACCUCGGGGACGAGACUCCUCGUCAAAGGCUGGAUCGAAGUGCUGAAGCUCGCCCAUCCACGCACCACCGUCGUGGCAGAGGAUGUCGAGAACGGUAAACCCGAUCCGACUUGCUACCUACUCGGUCGGCAACGCUUGGGCCUUCCCGAUACUGCCGAAAUGAUUGUCUUCGAGGACGCUCCUGCGGGCGUCCGCGCAGGAAGAGCGGCCGGGUUCAAGGUUAUAGGACUGGCCACAACCCACACUGUUGGUCAGCUGAAAGACGCUGGGGCGGAUUGGAUUGUGGAAGAUCUCAGAAGUGUGAGAAUGAAGGACUUCAAAGACGGCGUCGUGCAGGUGGAGAUCAUCAACGGAUUAGUCGACACCCCUUGA
This is a messenger RNA of Fonsecaea nubica, 726 nucleotides long. RefSeq lists its product as hypothetical. The transcript has 3 exons. Lineage: Eukaryota; Fungi; Ascomycota; Eurotiomycetes; Chaetothyriales; Herpotrichiellaceae. Bases 1 to 726 code for a protein of 241 amino acids. Gene Ontology annotation, molecular function: sugar-phosphatase activity; beta-phosphoglucomutase activity. The record is from RefSeq and is a predicted model, not a curated record.